UACACGAAAAGUGUUCAGAAGCAAACAAACCUUCGCGCGGUAAGGAUGGAGCAAAUGACCGAGCUUCGAGUGUUGUCACCCGAAAAGACGCCGGUGCACGGAAACGGAAAUUUUAGUGGAGAUGUGCAAUAUUCAUCAUGGCAACAACGCGGAAAUACAAAAUAUCGGAUAGUGGCAGGGUUGUUGGGGGUGGCAUGUAGUGCAAUUGCAGUGCUUGUUAUAGUGUUGUUAACCGGUGUUUUAUCUAAAUGUGAUUCCAGCAAUGCAUUCAACAAUACCCAAAUGACCUCACCAUCACCAGAUAUCUGCGACUAUGGGAAAUCAACUGAAAUUGACAUCGAUACAAGAAUGAAAAAGCCAUUAAAAACACUAGUUAAAGAAUUACUAGAUUUGGAGAAAUGUGGUAAAUAUUCGGCAGACCGGAUUCUUCAUGGCCAAGAGGCCCAGCUUAGUCAGUUUCCAUGGAUGGCUUUACUGAUUAAUUCAACCGAUAAUGUUUGCUGUGGGGGAACGCUCAUUUCUGAACGCUUCGUUCUAACGGCAGCUCACUGUGUAAAAGAUGUUAAAAUUGUACGUUUAGGAGAACAUGACAUUCUGUCUCAGAAAGAUUGUGAUGAUGAUUAUGAAGAAAACUGUGCGUUACCGGUCCAGGAUUUCAUUGUGACGAAAAAUGACAUAAUCCAGCAUCAGUAUUAUAGUCCCUCUUUAAAGACGAACGAUAUUGCUCUAAUUCGGCUGCCCAGUCUGGCUGACUUGACGGAUGAUCAUGUUCUGCCAAUUUGUCUUCCAUACGGACAGUUUCAAGAUUCCCGAGAUAUUCAAGAAGGUGCGAACAUGACCAUUGCUGGAUGGGGACACACAGAAAAAGGAACAUUGUCUAAUAAACUAAUGUUUGCACCGGUGGUCUUGAGUUCCUUAAGACAAUGUACCAAUGAGUUCAACAAAAUCAAAACGAAGAUAAAUCUUGACGAUCGUCACAUCUGUGCUUCUGGGAAACAUGGCCAGAACCACUGCGUUGGUGAUUCCGGCGGUCCGUUGCAGUUUCCUAAAGUUGUGGAAAUAAUAAACGGAAGCCAAAUUUUAAAUCAAACCGUAUUUGUACAGCACGGAAUAAUAACGUUUGGCGAUGUUACUUGUGAGACUGGUAGCUUACCAGGUGUAUAUACAAAGGUCAGCUAUUAUAUUGAUUGGAUUUUGUACAAUAUGUUUAAAUAACUGCGUCUGUUGAUGAACAAAUAGGCUGUAGAUCUUUUAACACUCAAUAUUGGGCAGUUACAAUAAUGAAUUACUUGCGAGGGGUCCCAAAUUUUAGGAGGUUGUUUUUAGGCCUUAUUGUGAACAUAAAAUUGCUGAUCUGUAUAUCGAGUCACCCUAGUAUACAUAUUUCAAAUAAGUUGUUUGUAGGUACGCUAAGUUUUGCAUUUAGACCCAAAAACCACAAGAUGUGUCAUAUCGGGCAUUGAUAGCUUAGCUUUUGAUACUGCUCAAGUUGAACUACAUAUCAUUGCCUUUUUCAAGAUACUCAUUUCAAGAAUGUUGUAUAUUUACUGUGAAUGCAUUACACUUAAAUUAAAAUAGCUUAUAAGGGUUCAAACCAAAAAAUAUCAACACAUUCAAAGUUUGCAGCACAUAACAAACUAGUCGACUUGAAUCGGCCUGAUAUCGUGUAGUCAAAAUGAAAUCAUGCAUUACUAGCAUUACUGUAUGGAUAACAAAUCACUACCCAAGCAUUAGGUGUGUUGGUAAUGUUUUGGUCAGACGGUUUAUACAAUACAAAAAAAGCAAAGCGACGUCAGUUUGUACGACAUUAAUUUUAAGAAAA
Molecule: messenger RNA, 1822 nt
Organism: Culex quinquefasciatus (southern house mosquito)
Lineage: Eukaryota; Metazoa; Arthropoda; Insecta; Diptera; Culicidae
Product: phenoloxidase-activating factor 3-like
Exons: 5
Coding region: 46-1215 (389 amino acids)
Biological process (GO): proteolysis
Molecular function (GO): serine-type endopeptidase activity
Source: RefSeq, a predicted model, not a curated record